AGAUAAACGUGUUCUAAGGUACAAGAGAAUGCCGUCGGUCCUGGAUCGAAUCCAUUCGAACCCUAAGAACUCGGUAAUUUGAUCUCUGAGGUCAGUGUUCUCAUCUUUUGAAGGUACGUUCCGUUGAUUUUGUCACGCAAUUCUGUUUCGGCGCUUUCGUUCUCUCUAGGGUUUCAUAUCCAAAAGAUUGUUUCUUCAUAAAGGGGAUCUAUUUGGUAGUUCCAAGAUUGAUUCAGAUCUGGGUUCUUUCGAUUACAUGUGAACAAGAACUAUGGGAGAAGAUAAUCCAGCAGGUGAGAAUCCUAGGAAACGCCCUGCUUUGAGCGAUAUAAGCAAUCGACCAGUAAAGAAAGGAUUGUUAAUCAUUAAGGGUCAACCACGACGUAAAUACAAAGAUGGAGAAGCUCACCAGGUUAAUGAUAAGGAUAAAUUGAGCCAAGGUAUUGGAAAUGUAGGUAAAGAGAGAUGUGGAUCCAAGCGCAGCAUUAAUGAUAACAGUGUUAUAAGUAAGAAGGCUUGUAUUUCAGAACCCAACUACACUGAGAUUAACUCACUGAAGGGAAAUUUUGUAUCUGGAAUGUUAAAAAUAACAUCUGCAGUCCAGCAAACUGGUACAGUCCCCUCCAGCAGUAUUCAUUCACUGCAGGACAAUGCUCGUUUUGGAAGAGUUACCUCUGAUGUUGUACCAAGCAAUAGCAUUUUAGGCAAGGAGACUGUGGUUCAGAAAGAUUUCAAUGAAGUUUGUGCCGAUGGCUUGGUUUUGAGUCAAGAGGGAUCAUCUGUUGGAUUACCAAUAUUACACACAUCUCAAGGUUCUAAUUCUUGUGCACUUGAAAGAUGCACUCAGAUAAAGGAAAAAUGCACCACUCAGCAGUCAGAUAUUGAUAUGAUCAAAGAUUGCAGUUGUCCUUUGUGUGUUAAAGCUGCUUAUAUUUGGUCGGACCUUCUCUAUCAAGAUUUCAAAGGUCGAAUAUCAGCAAUUGAGAAGAGUCGGAAGCAAGCAAACAUGUUGGUUCAGAGAAACAGCAGUAAUAUGGGAACUAGUGUACAACAAGGUCCAGAUAGCUGUUCAAAGUUGGAAUCUGAUCUUAUGUGCCAGUGGAAGUUCCUCUUUCAGUCUAUGGAAAAUAUACUAGGUUCUGAAGCAAGACAACUAGAAGGUAGUCUUUUGGAAUUGAAUGAUCUGCGAGAACAUUUCAAAAAAGAUCUAGACGAAAUAAACCAGAAGUCUGCUGCGAAAGAAUAGGAUGCUACUGCUGCUGCUGCAUUUUGAUAAUUUUAAAAGUUUGGAGUAUGUCUCACUGUACUAUUUGGAUAGUUAAAUACCCCCGAAAAUCUAUUACUUUCUGAUUUGGUUUCUUUUGGUAUAUACUAAUUACUAUAUAGUGAUAUUGUAUUUGGUUUGUGUUUUGGGUUUUUAGGACUAUUCAAUCAACCAUCCAUUUGGAAUAUGACACUAGUUAGUUGUAUUGUAUUCAAUCAAUCAUCCGUUUAGUACU
This is a messenger RNA of Impatiens glandulifera, 1499 nucleotides long. RefSeq lists its product as uncharacterized. NCBI's taxonomy places the organism in Eukaryota, Viridiplantae, Streptophyta, Magnoliopsida, Ericales, Balsaminaceae. The coding region runs from base 272 to 1246 and encodes 324 amino acids. The transcript is spliced from 4 exons. The record is from RefSeq and is a predicted model, not a curated record.